AUGACCAUGAGAGUGCCAUCUUCAGCAGUCGAAACUGUAGGCAUCCCUCAUCAGGCUCCGGAGCAAUGGCUGGCAAGGCUUGAUCCGGAAUGGGUCCAAGUCUGGAACACACACGGAGGACGCCACCGUCAGGCUGAAGAAGUCCCCAUUGAGGAAGUCCGUCGAAAGCCUCUGUCAUACAGCUUCACAUACCCAACAUGGUCCGGCCCGUCUGUGUUCAAGGAAGAUGAGAUUGAGAUCCCUGUUACUCGGCCUGCAGGCCAAAUCAGAAUACGUGGAUGGGUUCUGGGUGGACUCCAUAGUGAAGCUGCAUGGUGCCGAAGCGUUUGCAACAACACUGACAUCGUAAUCGUUGACGUGGAUUACCGCCUCGCUCCUGAAUUUGUGUUCCCCGCAGCCAUCUACGACUCGUGGGAUGCGCUCCAAUGGGUCAUCACUCAUGCAGCGGAGUUGAAUGUCGAUGCAAGUAGCGUGUCCAUUGGUGGUUUGUCUGCGGGCGGUCACAUGUCAGCUGUUCUCUCGCAUAUGGCGCGUGAUGCCGGAAUAGACCUCAGGCUGGCGCUGUUAGUUGUGCCUUCAACUGAUUUCAGGUGGCUCAUCGCUGAGGAGCCUGUGCGAUCCAACGUUGCCAGGCUGUACCCCAGCACAGCGCUAUACAAAGAUGCACCGUGGGGCGGCCUGAAAAGGGAGCAAUGGUUCUUGGACUAUUGGAUCCCGGCUGAAAAGAGGCAUGCGAAGAUUGGGUAG
Messenger RNA from Pyrenophora tritici-repentis Pt-1C-BFP, 747 nucleotides. Lineage: Eukaryota; Fungi; Ascomycota; Dothideomycetes; Pleosporales; Pleosporaceae. The record is from RefSeq and is a predicted model, not a curated record.